Messenger RNA from Drosophila busckii, 6106 nucleotides. RefSeq names its product zinc finger protein hangover. The record is from RefSeq and is a predicted model, not a curated record. Bases 406 to 6015 code for a protein of 1869 amino acids. The transcript has 8 exons. Gene Ontology annotation, biological process: regulation of transcription by RNA polymerase II. Gene Ontology annotation, cellular component: nucleus. Lineage: Eukaryota; Metazoa; Arthropoda; Insecta; Diptera; Drosophilidae. Gene Ontology annotation, molecular function: zinc ion binding; sequence-specific DNA binding; DNA-binding transcription factor activity, RNA polymerase II-specific.
AGCCGCUAGUUGCGUUCGUUCCGUUCAUUUUUUUUCUGUGUAAAUUUGUUUUGCUAAUAAAUCAUUAACGGUUGCACGGCGGCGGAGUGACUUCGACUAACCAAUACCGAUAUCCAAGAAAUGUGACGGCACGACGAAACAGUGUCAGCAAUCGCGAAGCCGAGGCGACAAUAUAAAAUAAAAAGCAAAGAAAAAACCAUUUUGCCAAAAGAAAGAAAAAAGUGAGAGGAAGCGGCUGCGACGCUCACGCGUUGCGCCUACGUUCCAAAAUAAAAGUGAAAACGUGCGAAAUAGCAAAAUAACAAAGCAAAGCAAACAAGAACAAACAGAGAGGCGCUUAAGUUAAAGUUAAACUUUUUUUUUGAACAAAAAGCUACGAAAACAGUCGAAGAAAAGUAGAACAAAAUGUGCGACGCUGCUGCGGCAGCGACAGCCCAGGGAUUGGGUGCGGGAGUGUCUGAGACAUCAGCGACAGCGACAGAUGAACUAACGCGACAAAAUAGUUGUCGCCUGUGCUUAGCGCCAGCCAGUGAAUGCAUUUCGAUUAUUAACAGUUAUGCAGCCGAUAAGGAGCCGCUGGCCACUAAAAUACAAAACUGCGUGAAUAUCAAGAUAUCAUCGUUGGACCGUUUCUCUUUGAACAUUUGUCAUGCCUGCAUUAGCUAUUUGAACUCGUGGCAGAGCUUCAAGAAUCGCUGUCUGAGCUCACAGGCAAAGCAACGACAGUGGCAGGAUAUUGACAAGACCAAACAGCAGACGCUCUUGGGCUAUUUGGACUUGAAUAGAGCGGAAAAUGGCAACGCACUGGAGCAGCACCAACAUCAGCAGCAGCAGCAUCAACAACAGUCUGAAGCAGCAUUGGCUGCAGCCGAGAAGGCAUCCGCCAACAUUUUGGAUGGCAUACCAUCGCUGAAGAAGCGUAAAUCCUUAACAGUCUAUCCGCUGCCCGCUGUACCCAUCAAGGAUGAGCCACUGGAUGAUACGGAUGAUGACUAUCACAUGAAAAGCAUUGAUGAGUCCGAUGACAUGAUGGACCCCACUAUGUUCCUAGAACGCUCCGAGCAUGAGGGCGAUGUGCCGCUAAUGACCUCCGACUAUGACUAUAGCGCGCAGCACGGCGUAACGGCGGCGGUGGCCGCAGCCGCAGUUGCACAACUGCCCGCCACUGCGGUGGCCAAUGUGGCUGCCGCUGGUGACUCUAAGGUGGCCAGCUGCCGCGCCUGCAGUCUGCAGUUCUCAACGCGCGCCAAUGCGCGACGCCACGAGCGCAACUUGCAUCCAAAUCUGUUUCAACUGUCCACAGAUUCGCCCAACAAUACGCCGAUAACAAAGCCAACGCCAGCAUUGGCCGCAGCGCUGGAAAUUCAACGCGCGGCGGCGGCAGCAGCGGCCACAGCCGAGGCGACCAAAGCAGCAGCUGGCGGCAAUAUCUCUGCGCAGAAGUAUCGCCAGGUGGUGAUGAAUACGUUCAUCAAGUGCGAGAACGGCGGCUAUGACUACGAGAAUCCGGAGCAGUAUCAGCAGCUGUUGACGCGCGAAAAAGUGGACUUCAUAGAUGAGAACAGUGAGUUCCUCGAGCAGUACCAAACGAUGACCUGUCGCUGUUGCAACAAAUACUUCAGCACCUAUAAGAAUUUCAUGGCCCAUGUGCGCAAGAAGUAUCCAACAUUGCCACGCAAUCUGUGCUUCAACUGCCUCAAGAUGAACGACUCCAAGGCGCUGUUCAUAUCGCAUUUGAAGAAGCGCAACUGCAUCAAUCUUUAUCGCAUGCUCAAUGGGCUGCGUGCCAAGCAGCCCAACUUUACGCCCAGCGGCGACAACAACAGCAGCGGCAGCAACUUGGAGGCAACAGCAGCACAGCUGGCGGCGCCUGCCACGCCCAACGAUUCCAUCAGCUCCGAGCGUCCCGAGAAGUUGCGCGCCAAGGAGCUGCUGGUGAACAAGCUCUACGAAUGCAAGCUCUGCCCCAAAGGCUUUCGCACCAAGCACGAGUUCCGCACCCACGUCUAUGACAAGCAUGCGGAUGUGCAGCGCAAGGAUAACAAUUCCAUACAGUGCAGCUUCUGUGGCCUCGACUUUGCCGAUCCGGUGGACAGACGUCGUCACUACAACAACAUGGACUGCAUUGUGCGUCUGCGUUGCAUGACCUGCGAUGCCAAGCUGGAGACGCACCAACGCUUCCUCGAGCAUGUCUAUCAGGAUCACUUGGGUGGCGUCAGCAGCGACAGCGCAGCCACCAAUGAGCACUCGCCCGGCAAGCGCAGUCUGCUGGGUGCGCUCGGCAUUGGCGUCAGCCAGUCCAGCUCCAACGACAAUGAGUCACGCAGCAGCGGCAGCCAGAACAACAACAACAGCACCACAACACCGCUGACCUCCACGCCCAAGCCGAGCGGCAAUGCAGCCACCAGCACUCCCGCUGCUGCUGCAACUGGCGCCAGCGCAGCAAGCAGCAGUCGUGAGGCACCCAAGUCACAAUACUUUUCACGCAUGCCCCAAGUGUGCCCCAUCUGUGGCCAGCAGUACAACAACUACAACAAUGUGCUGCGUCACAUGGAGUCAAAGCAUCCCAACAAGCUGCCCGAGACCUACAAGUGCGUGCGUUGCGGCCUCGGCUAUCCACGGAUCUCCUAUCUGCGCGAGCAUAUGAUCAACGUACAUGGCGUGGACAAGAAUCGUCACUCUGGCGGCUUUGAGUACAUCGUUAAUGCGGAUGCAGUCAAGUUGGCCGAUGGCAGCACGCCCAAUGUCUAUACGGGUCGUUAUGAUUAUGUGAUGAAGGAUUUGAUGUCCAUAACAAAUGGUGGGACAAUCGAUGAUGAGGAUGAGGACACUGGCAACAUUGCCAAGAAAAUGCGUCUGGACGAGAGCAGCAACAACAGCAGCAUCAACACCAGCAUUGCCAACCAGCAGAAGGAGUGUCCCAUCUGCAAUGCCGUGUUCAGCAACAAUAUUGGGCUAUCCAAUCAUAUGCGCUCCCAUUACACCGCAUCGACUGCCACAAAUGCCGCACUGGCUGCAGCUAAUCGCAUGACACCCAAAUCGCUGACCAUAACAGCAACGCCAGCAGUGGAGGCAACAGCAACAAGCACAUCAGCAGCAGCAGCAGCAGCAGCCGCAUCAGUGACAAUCAUUGCAGCAGCAGCAACUAGAGCUGGAGCUGAUGGUGCAGUGCCGCCUGCAAUGGCCAAUCAAACGGCACAGGAGCAAGCUGUGUUCCGGCGUAGCUUGGAUCAAGCUGCUGAUCGACGCUUUAGGCGCAUGCGCUGUCGCAUCUGCCAGCGCAGAUUCAGCUCCAAGAAGUCCUACCGCUAUCACAUGCUCACCGAUCAUCAGGUGCAGAAUGUGCAGUUCAUCAAGUGCAAGCUCUGCAAUGCGGAGUUUGCCUAUGAGAAGGGUCUGAAGGUGCAUCUGUUCAAGGUGCACGGACGCGCGAUUAAGGAUGAAAUGAUUGUCAAGCAAUUCGAGUGUGAUGUCUGCUCGAUUGUCUAUAGCUCGGAGCUGGAGCUGCAGCAGCAUAAGCGCAGCGUGCACAAGUCCCAAGUGGUCCUGGACACUGGCGCCAAAUCGAGCAAGAGCUCCUCUGCUAACGCUACUUCAAAUGCUGACCUGGCCAACAGCGAUGCUGCCGCCGCCGCCGCCGCUUCGGCAUCGCUGCCUUUGUACUGGUAUCAAUGCAAGUACUGCCCAUCCAACUUUAAUACCAACAAGAAGUUGGCCAUACACAUUAAUUCCCAUGAUGAGUUCGAUUCGAAUGAUUAUUCCUGCAAGGACUGCGGCAAUGUCUACAGCGGACGCAAGAGCCUCUGGGUACAUCGCUAUAAGAAGCAUCCGCAGGUACCGGAUCCGGCUGAGUGCACGCUGUGCCGCAAAAUGUUUUUCGAUCGCCAAAUGCUGGAGAAUCAUACGCCCACCUGCAAUCGCAAGCCGAUUACGGCAACGGGCGCACAUCAGCAACAGGAACAGGGACAACAACUGCUGUCGGCGUCGCAGCAGCAGCAGCGCGCGGUGUUCAAGCACAAGACGGGCGAUGAUGAUGACGAUGAGGAGGACGAUGAUCAGCUGCUGAUGCUUGACGGUGCGGGAAGCGAUAGCAAUGGCGGCGCCAACACCAACACGCACACCACAACCACAACCACCAGCAACACCAUAAGCACAAAUAAGAUUAAGAUACGCAUGCCGGAGGUGGCAUGCACCAUUUGUGGUGCACGCUUUACCGAUCAGGAGAUGUUCGAGAAGCAUAUUGAGAAGCAUGAGCAGGAGCUGUAUGUGGAUAAUCCGCUGGCAGCGAUGUUUGACGAUGGUCCCGCAGAUGCGGGACAAUUUCAGGUGGAGCGACAGAAUGAGAAUGGGGAAUAUGCGUGCGAUUUGUGCGCAAAGACGUUCCCCCAGGUGAUUGCACUGAAGGUGCAUCGCAAGUGGCAUUUCAGAGGUGAUAGCAAGCAGAAUCUCACCAACGACAGCGAAGCGACGCAGCUGAACAGUCUCAGCAACAACAACAACAACAACAACAACAAUUCACUGAGCAAUUCAUCCAUGUUGCAGCUGCGGGAACUGCAUGCAGUGGGUCUCAUGCCCAAUCAGCAACAGCAACAGAAGCAACAGCAGCAGCAACUGCAACAGAACAGCAACAACAACAGCUCGAGCAGCAGCUCAGCGGCCAACAAAUCGCUGAAGCGCAAACGUGAGCUUAAGUGUGAAUACUGCGCCUCCACCUUUAUAAGCAACAACAAUCUGCGUCGCCACAUGUACGAGCUGCACAAGCAUGAGGUCAGCAAUCUGCCAGAGCCGCCAGUUAUCGAAGUGGACGAGGCCUUAUGUUGUCGUCGUUGCGGUGAUUUACGCUUCGAGUCCAAAGAGCUCUGGAUCGAGCAUAAGCUAGCGGACGCCAAGGUCGUUCGUCCAUUCUGUCCAUUCCAGUGGGGCUGUGAUUUAUGCGGCGAGUACUUGUCGCGCAAAGAGAAGCUUAUCAAUCACAUAAACAAUCAUCUCAAGGAGGAUGUCAUUGUGCCAGUGGCAACCAAACCAAUGGCCACGGCCAAGAGUGCGAGCACAGCCAAAGCAACGCCACCAGCAACAGCAAUACAAGCUGAGGCAGCAGCAACAACAAUAGCAGCAGUAGCUACAAAAACAGCAACAACAACAACGGCAACACCAACGGUCAUAACUAAAGCUAUAAAGCAAGAAGAGCAAACUGAUGAGGAUGAGCAGGCAGCGGCAGUGACAGCAACAGCAACAGCAACAUCAACAGCUGCUGCUGGCAGUAAAGAGAAGCUUGAGAAGCAAGCGGCAGCGCUCAAGUUGGGUGAGAGCGACUUGGAUGAGGAGGACAGCGAUUUAGAUAGCGAGUUGGAUGCGGAGGAUAGCGAUUUGGAUGAAGAUGAUAGUGAGUUGGAUGAGGAGAUCGAGGACAACAGCGAUGAUGAUGAAGACAGCUCCGAUUUGGACGACCUCAUUGAGGAGGUGGAGGUGGAAGAGGUCGACGAUGACGGCAUUGUGGACGAUGAUGAUAAUUUUGAAUAUAACGCCAAGCAGCUGAAUGGCAAUGACAACAAACAGCAGCAGCAGCAGCAGCAAGCAAAACAAAAGCAACAUCAGCAGCAGCAGCAGCAGGCGAAACAAAAUGAAUUGCUGGUGCUGCAUAGCUCGGAGGAGGACGUAGAUGACGUAGAUGAUGAUGAGGCUGAGGCCAUUGAGAGCGACAGUGACGAUGAUCUUGAGUUUGUCGAUGAUGCUGAAGGUGACGCCGAAGAUGAUGGCGUGGGUGAGUCCAUGACAAUUGAUGAUAUAAUCGAAGAGGAUGAGGAAAUGCCGAGCUCAACAUCAGCAGCAGGGUCGGGGGGUGGUGGUCGUCUGGCCAGCGCCAGGGGCGGCAGGGCCAGAGUCAGAAUGAGCGCUAGCAGCAAUGGUGAUGCUGAUGGUGAUGGUGAUGGCGAUGAUGAUGAUGAUUCAUCCUCGUCGGAGAGUGAAUCAACAACAACGACGCAUUCAACUGGAGCUUCUGCAGACUCACAUUAAAAGCCAUUUUCUGAAUAAUGGGCCCAAGGCAGCGAGCAGCAGCAGCAGCAGCGGCGCUAGCAACAACAACAACAACAAUAGCAGUAGCAAC